UUCAGCGCCUCAGAGGAUUAAAACAACUUAAUUUUUCACACUGAUCCACCUGCAGUAUGGCUCUGCUCGUCCACUUUCUGGCCUGUGCCUUUGGCGUUGGCUCCUGGGUGGCUGUGAACGGACUGUGGGUGGAGCUGCCGCUCAUUGUCAACGCACUCCCUGAAGGCUGGGAUCUACCCUCCUACCUAACAGUAAUUAUCCAGUUGGCUAACGUGGGACCCCUGCUGGUCACCCUGAUGCACAAACAGUACCCGGGGUGUCUUAAAGAGCAUAUUGUCAUUUACUCCAUCCUCUCCAUCGGUGUCCUGUCCUGCAUCCUGCUUGCCUUCUUCUGGGACAGGACCACGAUUUUUAUAGGGGCAUCACGCAGCACAGCCUUCUUUAUCAUAACUUUCUUCCUUUCUCUGGUGGACUGCACUUCUUCAGUUACCUUCUUACCUUUUAUGAUGCAGCUUCCAGCAAAAUAUAUUACCACUUAUUAUAUUGGAGAGGGGCUAAGUGGUUUCAUUCCUGGUGUAGCUGCUCUAGCUCAGGGUGUGGGUAUGGCCAAAUGCGUCAAUUCUUCUGAGACUGCAGGAAACCACACAGGAUCAUUACAUACGGAGUAUCUUCCCCCAAACUUCUCCACCGAGGUGUUUUUCUUCAUCCUAGCAGCCAUGAUGUGCAUAAGCCUGGCUGCUUUUGUUGCACUGAACAGACUCCCUCGGACAUACGAGCUGUCCACUGAGAACCUUGUGCAGGAUACAGUAGUGUCUGUCAGCUCCUAUCUGGAUAACUCAGGGGCUGAUCUUGAUGGAGGAAGCGUAAAAAACAAUGGUGAGGCGGUUGCCCAGGGAAGACAUCUGGUGGCAAAACCUUCCGUGUAUCAGCUGACCUUCAUUUACUUUCUGGUGGUGUGGGUUAAUUCUGCAACCAAUGGCCUGCUUCCCUCUGUGCAAACAUACUCCUGUAUGCCAUACGGAAACCUGGCCUAUCACCUCUCUGCAGCUCUGGCAUCAGUGGCCAACCCAGUGGCCUGUACUCUUGCAAUGUUCAUCCAAAACAGGUCGCUGGUCUUUCUCGGCCUUCUGGCGGUGGUGGGGACGGGAUUUGGCAGCUAUAACAUGGCCAUGGCAGCUAUGAGUCCCUGUCCCUUGCUUCAUGGGUCUGCAGUGGGAGAGGCGAUAAUUGUGCUCUCCUGGCUCUUCUUUACUGGGACAUUGUCUUAUGUCAAAGUCAUGGUGGGUGUCAUCCUGAGAGACCGGAGCCACAACGCUUUGGUCUGGUGUGGAGCUGCGACACAGAUGGGUUCACUAGUGGGCUCCGUCAUUAUGUUCCCGCUGGUUAACAUUUACCAGUUCUUCAAGUCAGGAGACUUCUGCAACACCGAGUGCCCUCUAUGACCACAGUACUGAUGACGAGCUGCAGACUUUGUUAGAUUAAUUUAAUCUUUUUUUUGCAAAAGAUGUAGAUGAAAGGCGCUCUCAUGACUAUAAACAAAAAGUGAAGCCAGAACUGUUUCUGGCAUGUCACUCCCUCACUAACAAACAUGCUGCAUCUUGUUUUUAAUCAAGGCACAAAUUAACACACAAAAGAGAGAGUGGUUAUGCAGUCCUGUGAAAAACGAAAUACACUCUAUGAUUCAGUUGUUUGUAUGACCACCUUUAGCGGCAAUAACUUGAAGUUAUUGUUUUCUAUAUGACUUUAUUGCUCUCUCACACUGCUGUGGCCCACUCUUCUUUACUGCCUUGCUUUAGUUCAUUGAGGUUUGCAGGCAUUCAUUUAUGCACAGCUCAUAAAUCCACAGUAUUUCAAUCAGGUUGAAGUCUG
Messenger RNA from Pelmatolapia mariae (spotted tilapia), 1809 nucleotides. It is a transcript of the gene slc52a3-1, whose product is annotated as solute carrier family 52 member 3-1. NCBI's taxonomy places the organism in Eukaryota, Metazoa, Chordata, Actinopteri, Cichliformes, Cichlidae. Gene Ontology annotation, cellular component: plasma membrane. Gene Ontology annotation, biological process: riboflavin transport. Gene Ontology annotation, molecular function: riboflavin transmembrane transporter activity. The coding region runs from base 57 to 1382 and encodes 441 amino acids. The record is from RefSeq and is a predicted model, not a curated record. The transcript is spliced from 4 exons.